UAACUUGAUAUAAACGCAUUUUUAUCACACUAUUUUUUAUUUUUCACUCUUCAAACAACACCAACAUACUUCCAAAAAAAAAAAUAGUUUUUUGAUUUUCCACAUUAGCAUCUAAUGGAACAUUCAAGAAAUAGUUCAUUGGGUGUGAUCAACAAAAUGGACAAUUUCAAGAAACAACAAUGUUUUGUUACUCUGAAAAGGUUAACAACGAAUCCAGAUGGAAAAGAUUUUCAAGAUGCAAUGAAUUCAAGAGGUAUGUUCCAUUAGUCUCAAUUUUAUUGAUUAUUCAUAUCCAUGUUAGUCUAAAGAACUAAUUUUUAUAGAAUACAUGUUUUUUCUAUACUCAAAUUUUGUUUUGGUUCAGUAACUGAACUUAUAUUUUACAUCUGAGUGUUCUUUGAUCACAUUAUGGCACUAAUUUAGGUAUUUUUUGUUAUUUAUCAAAGUGACCCAAAAACCUUAGGGAAGUUUCGGCACCCAUUCUUUCUUGUCAAGUUCUUCCAUAAUAUAAACAAAGAUAAACCCCUUUUGAUUGUUACAUAAAUCUUGUCUUGUGACCAAAAUUGUUUCUUUUCUUGUUUUACAUAGUUUGCCGAUGAAAAUUGUGGUAUGUGUAUAGGUACAAAAUUAGGUACUCGUAACUUUCUUUUGACUGAGUAUUGUUUUGGUUUAUGACUAAAUGUGUUCACAUGAUGAAUAUUGUUUCUUCUUUUGACUAAAUACACUCAAGAAAUUAAUUCUAUUAUUGAGGAUUAUUUUUGAAGUAUUGAUUAUUAACAUGGAAUCAUUGCUAACUCCUCUAUUGUGAUUUUGGAAUGAUCUAAAAACAGGUAAACCCUUGAUGGAUUUUGAGAGUAUCAAGUUGAAGCUAGAGAAAGGUUUAUACCUCACUACUGAUGAAUUUGCAAGUGAUGUUAGAAUUGUAUUUUACAAUGCCAUUGUGUUGCAUCGAGUGAGCCGUAGUAUUCAAAGAAUAGCAAUGAAACUAAGUGAGCUGUUUGAGAUGAAGUGGAAAUACUUGGAAGAAAAAUGGGAAACUGAGAAAGAGAAGAACAAGGAAGAAAAAUCGACGGCAAAGCCAAAAGAAACUGUUACAACAAUUUGUGGAUCAGUUUCAUAUACAGCAAGAAAUAAUAAAAGGAAAUUUGAACUUGAUAUAAGUAAAAAGUCUUCAAAUAUUGAUGCAAAGUUAUCGGCUAAAAAGGCCAAAAAGCAACAUGUUACUGAAGAAACAACAUUCUUUGAUGCAAAGUUUGUAGCUAAGAAGGUGGUUAUGGAUACUACUACAAUCAAGCCUAAGAAGGAACAUGUUGUGGAUUCUAUUUUGGCUUCACAAAGUAAGUUGUUUGGCUGUUGCAAUGAUGUUAGCUUGGAAAGGAAGAAACAAAGGAAAGUUGCAGAAUUGACAGUACGAAACAUAGUACAAACGGUAUUUAUCGAUGAUAACUUGGAUUCUUUUAAGGAGCUAGAAAGGCUUUGUGGUCAUUCAUUGCAAGAUUACAAGUUAAAUCCAUUGAAAAAGUUUGUUGGAUUGGUUCUAAAAGACGAAUUUGUGAGAGUGACGGAUUUGAAUGAAGACAAGUUUCUUAACAGAGAUUGGGAAGAAGGAGAAAUUAUCAUUCUCGAUUAAUCCGUUAUUUAGUUUUUCAUUUUUUCACUCUCCAUCUGUUUCAAGAGAUAAUUGUAAUGUAAGUAUUAUCUUAGGAAGUAACUAAUUGUAAGAAACAACUUAUCUUGUUUGUUAGUCAUUAUGUGUAGAUUAUUAAUGAAAACAUUCCAAUCCUUUCAGUUUUUAGGUUCUCAGUUUGCAUGAUCUUUGUCUCUCUAAGAACCUGCAAUUGACAUUGGUUUUACAGUAUCCAAUCUUCAAAUGGAAAUAACUAAUUAGUUCUACAUUUUUUCAUAUUCAACCUUCUCUUUGGUUAUCUUUAUUAAACACAGCCAUAGAAGAAAAUAUCAUACAAUAUAACUUACUUAUAAGGAUAUCACUGUCACAACUUCUGCAUUAUGAAGCAUUAAUUUGGUGUUUCAACAAAGCUCCACGUAGCAACAACCAUAAUAAGACCUUCUCCAACUCUUUUUAUUACAACUAGUCCAACCAUUCAGUUUCAACAAAACACAGCCCAGUUGCAACAAAACACAGCUAUGUAAUUGGUCUUACGUUGACAGUGUUGAUAUAUCCCCUAAAUAGUAGUUGUUGGCAACAUGAGGUCCCAAAGUUGAAGGCCAAGUAGUUCCUAACAUCAAAUUUGCAUAAAAAAUAGGCAAUAAGUACACAAGUAGUAUUAAUUUGUAGCCUUAAACAGCCACAUUCGCAGAUGCUACGGCCGCUACUCACUUAUAUUUUGCGUAUGCAGGCGGCCACCCUCCGCGAAUCAAUGCAGUGACACUACUUGCCGCAAAUGCAAUUGACAGUAUAGCUCCUCCUUGAUUGUAAAUUAUUAUCUGAGCUCCGUCAGACCAACAAUAGUCGGAUUGCGAUGCUGCUAAUUUGGCCAGUGAAUUUGUGGAAGCCUACUCCACUAGAACCCUUAAGACCAUUCAAUGAUAAAAAAUCAAGUUACAGUUGGUUGGGGUCUAGUUCAAGGAGGAGUAACAAAAUAAUAGCAGCACCCUAAAAUCAGAUCCAACAAAACAAGAAGCUUCAAAAGAGCUAACAAAAAUUGUUUUAACAAUGAUCAUCAUGGAUCAAAUGUAUGUUACAACACAACUUAGAUAUACCACUCACAGAGCUUUCUAAUAAAGCCUCUAUGCUAAGCCUAAAACAUAAUCUGCAAGAGAAGUGAAUUUCAUACAAAAAUAAUCAUUCACCAAUCCUGUUUGCAGCAAUUUGAAUUUUGGAACCAUGAUAUCACUUUCAUGAUCCAAAUGCAAUUUGUGAAAUUGUUAAUCCUAUGUAGUAUAAAUAUUUCAGAUUGAAGACACAACAACCAUUAACAUGUGAAUUACAUUCAUGAUUCAAUUAUCAUAUGAAUUAUGAAAUUUAUGUAAGAAAUAGGAAAAAUAAUUACUUCAUAAUAAUAAAACUCAACAAUAAAUAAUCCUUCUUAUUUUUCCUUAAUACUUACAAUAAAUAAUGAAAUAUAAAUAGUAAAUAUUGUAAACAUCUUCUCAAGUAUACACACAAAUCAACUCGUAAUAAUCAUCAUCAACAGGAAAACAACAAUAACUACUAUGUGUGAGUUGUGCUCUGUUUCCUCUGUUUUCACAACAUCCAAAGGAAACUUAGUUGAACCAUCUUGUUCUCUCAAUGUUUGAAGAUGGCGAGCAUUGACAACACAAUUGAAGUUCCAAUUAUAGCCACUGAACUUGUAACAGAUCCUGCAGCUCCGGCAUCAGGACCUGGUGCCGGAGCCAAGGAAGGACUAAGGUCUUGAGCCGAGGCCACGGCAGCGGCAAAGACUACAACCAAAAAGAAAGAGAAAAACUUCAUUGAAGUAGCUGAUAUUGGGAAAUUAUAGACAAAAUUGAAAAAUGAAGAGGAAAUUGUGCAAGUACUAUGUAUGUUGUAUGUAUGUUGAAUUGA
Messenger RNA from Trifolium pratense (red clover), 3526 nucleotides. RefSeq lists its product as uncharacterized. Gene Ontology annotation, molecular function: protein binding. The record is from RefSeq and is a predicted model, not a curated record. NCBI's taxonomy places the organism in Eukaryota, Viridiplantae, Streptophyta, Magnoliopsida, Fabales, Fabaceae. Bases 842 to 1630 code for a protein of 262 amino acids. The transcript has a single exon.